AUGGAACUUCGCAAAUCAGAUAUCCAGAGUUUCAAGGCCAGAGAGCUUCGAUCACUCUUAGUCUUGGUUGUCUCUCUAGCCAUUGCCUUCACUGCUUCGGCGUCCUCGCAGGGCAUCGAUUUCAGCUUCCAGACUUUCAACGAUAGUAUCAUUCAACGUCAAGGCGAUGCGACGUAUGAUACGAGCAGCUUCAUCCAAAUUACAGAGGCCAAUCGAGACAAGAUCCUCUCUUCGAGCGUGGGCUGGGCCACGUACCACAAGCCGAUGCGCCUUUGGGAUAAGGCGACCGGGAACGUGGCGGAUUUCACCACCCAAUUCACCUUCGUCAUCAAUUCUCUAGGAGAGUCGAGUUUCGCCGAUGGAUUGACCUUCUUUCUUGUCCCCGAAGGGUCUCAACUCCCGGCCAACUCGUCGGGACGCUACCUUGCUCUUGUAGAUCCGAACCGCAAUCCUUCCAAUUCUUCUACUUCAUUUGUAGCCGUCGAGUUCGACACGUUCCGCAAUAACGCUCCCAAUCUCAAUGUCGUGGACCCGAAUUGUUCACAAGUUGCACAUGUCGGUAUAGACUUGAAUAAUCUCACUUCCACAGUCCAUAGCUGCAUCGAUUGGUUCAAGAAUAAAAUCAUGACUGGUGGGCGUAUCAACGUUACGAUAGCAUACAAUUCUAGCACACAGAACUUGAGUGUUCUCACGACAAACGGCGAUGCCACGGGUACCAACAUAAGUUCCUCUGCCAUCUAUGAUAUAGUCAACCUGACAAAGUAUUUGCCGGAGUGGGUGACUUUUGGUUUCUCGGCUACCACUGGUUUGCUUUUUGAGUUGCACACUAUUGAGGCAUGGGAAUUCAGCUCUAAUGUGCAAGUGGCUGGAAAAAAGAGCAAGCUAUGGCUAUGGUCCAUCUUAGGCUCAGGUUCUUUCAUUUUUCUCAUUCUUGUUCUAGCGUUUAUUUGGUUUCGGCACCAUUCGAAGAGAAAGAGAACUUACAUGAGUGGAGAAGAAGAUGAUCUAGCGAUUGAAGAAGAAUUCGAGCAAGUGUCGGGGCCCAAGAAAUUCUUCUACAAGGACUUGGUCACGGCGACUAAUAAUUUCGCAAUUGAACGGUUGCUUGGGGAAGGGGGCUUUGGGAGAGUGUACGAAGGUUACUUGACAAGCAUGAAUGCUAAUGUUACAAUCAAGAAGAUUAGCCCAUGGUCUAGACAAGGGAUAAAGGAGUACGCCACCGAAGUGAAGACCAUAAGCCGGCUCCGGCACAGAAACUUAGUCCAACUCAUCGGGUGGUGUCAUGAGAAAAAGGAGCUCCUCCUUAUCUAUGAGUUCAUGUUUAAUGGUAGCCUUGACUCUCAUCUAUUCAAAGAACGAACCUUCUUGCCAUGGGAGAAGCGGUACAUAAUCGCGCAAGGCAUAGCCUCGGCAUUGCUUUACCUUCAUGAAGAAUGGGAACAAUGCGUCUUGCACCGGGAUAUAAAGGCUAGCAAUAUCAUGCUUGAUUCCGAUUUCAAUGCUAAAUUAGGAGACUUUGGUUUGGCUAGGCUAGUUGACCAUGAUAAAGGGUUACAAACGACGGUGUUGGCCGGAACCAUGGGCUAUAUGGCUCCUGAAUGCGUUUACACGGGUCAAGUGAGUAAGGAAUCAGAUGUUUAUAGCUUUGGAGUCGUCCUAUUAGAAAUAGCUUGUGGAAGAAAAGUUAUCGAGCCAAGAGCCAAUGAAGGCCAAGUCCGGCUGGUGGAUUGGGUUUGGGAGCUUUAUGGGACCGGGAGGCUACUUGAUGCGGUAGACUCAAAACUUGGUAUCGAUUUCGUUGAAAAGCAACUGGAGUGCUUGAUGGCUGUAGGGCUCUGGUGUAGUCAUCCGGACCCCACUGCCCGUCCUUCCAUAAGAGAAGUGUUAAAUGUUCUCAACUUUAACGCUCCGCUGCCUAUUCUCCCAUUGAAGUUGCCAAUCCCUACAUAUCUGGCGCCUCUAUCCACAUUCUCUACAGCAUCCAUUGUUUCCUCCCAUAACACCGCUACCAGCAGCACCGAAGUGUCCACAUUCACUACCUCUUCUAUGCAAUCCUCUUGUUCAGCUUCCUCUGCAUUGCUCCCAAAUACCGGAUGAUUUCCU
Syzygium oleosum is the source of this 2103-nucleotide messenger RNA. Its product is annotated as L-type lectin-domain containing receptor kinase IX.1-like. The transcript has a single exon. Gene Ontology annotation, cellular component: plasma membrane. Bases 1 to 2097 code for a protein of 698 amino acids. Gene Ontology annotation, molecular function: protein kinase activity; carbohydrate binding; ATP binding. Lineage: Eukaryota; Viridiplantae; Streptophyta; Magnoliopsida; Myrtales; Myrtaceae. The record is from RefSeq and is a predicted model, not a curated record. Gene Ontology annotation, biological process: protein phosphorylation.